Messenger RNA from Corylus avellana, 660 nucleotides. Lineage: Eukaryota; Viridiplantae; Streptophyta; Magnoliopsida; Fagales; Betulaceae. The record is from RefSeq and is a predicted model, not a curated record.
ACGACGCAUUCAGGUCUCGGCUCUUCGUGUCUCUCUUUUCCUGGCCUAUAUAUACAUGUAUAUCUACAUAAUUCCCUCUAUCGAUCUGGGCACGACUACCGUUUCCUUUUAUAGAGCCCUGAGAUCUCUAUUCUCUAAGCUGCUACUGAUUCAGAGCAAACUAUAGCUUCUUGCAACAUUUGGGAGUGGGAAUCAAGCGAUACAAAAUUUAGUUCUGCUUGGACAAAGAAUUUGGAAUAGGACAUAAAAUGAGGUAAAAUGCAUGAUUCCGCUGGUGAUGAUGAGCAAAAUAAGGUAUGAUGCGAAGACAGGUUGUCUGGAAGAGGAUCUUAAACUGUCUAUGCAAUGUCUUCUAGUAAGAGUACUUUGCAAGGGCAUGAUGAUAAUGGAGUUCAGAAACAAAGCCCUGGUUUUGUAAACAGGCAUAAAAUUGAAACACAACUUUCCACAAGGAAUUUGAAAGGAGAUGUUGAUUUUAGUCAUCUCGAAGACCGAGAUGCUAUGGAACUAUAUUCGCGAGCCAGAGUGCAGCAAGAGGAGAUUCAUUUUCUUCGUGAACAAAUUUCUCUUGCACGUGUGAAGGAAAUGCGGCUGUUGAAUGAGAAGUAUGCAUUGCAGAGGAAAUUCUCUGAGUUACGAAUGGUUUGUUCAUCUCUUUGA